Messenger RNA from Gavialis gangeticus (Gharial), 1128 nucleotides. RefSeq names its product solute carrier family 25 member 15 (gene SLC25A15). The transcript has 6 exons. The record is from RefSeq and is a predicted model, not a curated record. Lineage: Eukaryota; Metazoa; Chordata; Crocodylia; Gavialidae. The coding region runs from base 96 to 1001 and encodes 301 amino acids. Gene Ontology annotation, biological process: mitochondrial L-ornithine transmembrane transport. Gene Ontology annotation, molecular function: L-ornithine transmembrane transporter activity.
CUCCUUUUUUCCCCUACAUAGGUAUAUGCAUCUUGAUACCUAAUGUGACCGUGUGGAUUUCUCAUUCCUUAGCAACCAGAUAGCAAGUGAGAAACAUGAGGACAAAUCCUGCUAUUCAGGCUGCUAUUGACCUUACAGCUGGAGCUGCAGGUGGGACAGCAUGUGUGGUGACAGGCCAGCCCUUUGACACAGCUAAGGUUAAGAUGCAGACAUUUCCCGGCAUGUAUAAAGGACUCAUCGACUGUUUUGUGAAGACCUAUAAACAAGUGGGAUUUCGAGGCUUCUAUAAGGGAACCACGCCAGCACUUGUAGCCAAUAUAGCAGAAAACUCUGUUCUAUUCAUGUGCUAUGGCUUUUGCCAACAAAUUGUGAGGUUUCUUGCUGGACUAGACAGGAAAACAGAGCUGAGUGAUCUUCAGAAUGCAGCUGCUGGCUCUUUUGCUUCUGCAUUUGCCACUCUGGUUCUUUGUCCCACAGAACUAGUGAAGUGUCGACUGCAGACCAUGCAUGAAUUGCAGCUAUCUGGGAAGAUAACACAAGGACACAAUACAGUUUGGUCUGUAGUGAAAGGUGUUCUUCAAAAGGAUGGUCCCCUUGGGUUUUACCGUGGUCUGUCCAGCACUUUACUUCGGGAACUCCCAGGCUAUUUUGUCUUCUUUGGAGGAUAUGAGCUGAGUCGGACAUUUUUUGCAUCGGGGAGAUCAAAAAAUGAACUAGGUCCUAUUCCUUUAAUGAUAAGCGGUGGCUUCGGAGGCAUCUGCUUAUGGAUUGCUGUGUACCCUAUAGACUGUGUCAAAUCUAGAAUUCAGGUUCUUUCCAUGGCUGGAAAACAGGCGGGUUUCAUGGGAACAUUUUCAAAUGUUCUGAGAAAUGAAGGAGUACUUGCUUUGUAUUCUGGACUAAAGCCUACCAUGCUUCGUGCAUUCCCAGCCAAUGGUGCAUUAUUCCUUGCCUAUGAGUACAGCCGGAAGAUAAUGAUGAAACAGAUUGAUGCCUACUGAAGCCUUCCAGCAGAUCUAGAUCUACCUUUUAAGAAAACUAUAGGUCACCUUGGGGCUUGACUGCACACAACAAAUUGGAUGACCUUAUUUUUUAAGAAAUCUGCUUUUUAUUGAAGAUUUUAAACUU